This is a messenger RNA of Leopardus geoffroyi (Geoffroy's cat), 2727 nucleotides long. RefSeq names its product serine/threonine kinase 11 (gene STK11). Lineage: Eukaryota; Metazoa; Chordata; Mammalia; Carnivora; Felidae. The transcript is spliced from 11 exons. Gene Ontology annotation, biological process: glucose homeostasis; intracellular signal transduction; regulation of cell growth. Gene Ontology annotation, molecular function: protein kinase activator activity; ATP binding; protein serine/threonine kinase activity. The record is from RefSeq and is a predicted model, not a curated record. Bases 806 to 2167 code for a protein of 453 amino acids. Gene Ontology annotation, cellular component: cytoplasm.
CGUUCUCGGCGGAGAGCGAGCGCGGGCUGCCGUUUGGGGCGGGGGACGGCCGCUCCGGGGUCCCAGGCCGGUGUGGGGGCGCCCCGGCGGCGGCCGGCUCCGACGGAAGUUGCUCCCCGCGGCGGGAGGGCCCCGGGCAGCCCCCGGCCCCCCGACGCGCGCUCGGGGCUGGCGGGGGCGGACCUCGGUGCCCCCCGCGCCUUCCGGACAGGCACCUGCCGCAACCGCGGGCCCCCGGGACGGCGGGCCCCGCCGGGAGCCGCCCCCAGCAGCGCGCCCGGCCCCCAGCGAAGCUCGGCUGCCCAGCCUGGGGCCCUGGGGCCGGCCGGCCGCCGCGGGGCCCUCUCUGGGCGCGCGCCACGACCCGCUGGUAAUGCCCGUCCCGGAGAAGACUUGGUUUGGCUGCAGCGGUGUUUGUCCGAGGGUCUAAAGUCCCUGGAGGAUGACCUAGCACUUGCAAGCCCCACCGGCCUCCUGAGGGCCCCCGUGGACGCGCCGGCCCGACCCGAAGCUGCGAGGCGGGCAGGCACCCAGACUUGCGACCCUCCGCACCCUCGGGUGCCGGGGUUCUGGGCCAGGCGCGCCUCUUGAACUCACGACGAGUACAAUCGUUUCUUUUCGAAGAAGGAUUUCCCUUUUUUUUUUUGUUUGUUUUUGUUUUUUGCGUUUUUUGUUGAUUGUUGUUUUUUGCGUUUUUUUUUUUUUUUUUCCUUGGAGAAGGGAACUUUAGGGGGACAAAAGGAAGAACCGCUCUUCGGGGGGGAGUAGAUAAGGAAGAUAAAGGGACCGCCCGCGAGAGUCCAGGAUGGAUGUGGCCGACCCGCAGCAGCUGGGCAUGUUUACAGAGGGGGAGCUGAUGUCCGUGGGGAUGGACACGUUCAUCCACCGCAUCGACUCCACGGAGGUCAUCUACCAGCCACGUCGCAAGCGGGCCAAGCUCAUCGGCAAGUACUUGAUGGGGGACCUGCUGGGGGAGGGGUCCUACGGCAAGGUGAAGGAGGUGCUGGACUCGGAGACGCUCUGCAGGAGAGCCGUCAAAAUCCUCAAGAAGAAGAAGUUGCGAAGGAUCCCCAAUGGGGAGGCCAACGUGAAGAAGGAAAUCCAACUUCUGAGGAGGUUGCGGCACAAAAACGUCAUCCAGCUGGUGGACGUGUUGUACAACGAAGAGAAGCAAAAAAUGUAUAUGGUGAUGGAGUACUGCGUGUGCGGCAUGCAGGAGAUGCUGGACAGCGUGCCCGAGAAGCGCUUCCCCGUGUGCCAGGCCCACGGGUACUUCUGCCAGCUGGUGGACGGCCUGGAGUACCUGCACAGCCAGGGCAUUGUGCACAAGGACAUCAAGCCAGGCAACCUGCUGCUCACCACGGGCGGCACCCUCAAGAUCUCCGACCUGGGUGUGGCCGAGGCCCUGCACCCCUUUGCCGAGGACGACACGUGCCGGACGAGCCAGGGCUCCCCAGCGUUCCAGCCCCCCGAGAUCGCCAACGGCCUGGACACCUUCUCUGGCUUUAAGGUGGACAUCUGGUCGGCUGGGGUUACUCUCUAUAACAUCACGACAGGCCUGUACCCAUUCGAGGGGGACAACAUCUACAAGCUGUUUGAGAACAUCGGGAAGGGAGACUACACGAUCCCGGGUGCCUGCGGCCCCCCGCUCUCGGACUUGCUGAGAGGGAUGCUGGAAUACGAGCCAGCCAGGAGGUUCUCCAUACAGCAGAUCAGACAACACAGCUGGUUCCGGAAGAAGCACCCGCCAUCAGAGGAGCCCGUGCCCAUCCCGCCAAGCUCGGACUGCAAGGACCGCUGGCGAGGCAUGACAGUGGUGCCCUACCUGGAGGACCUGCAUGGCUGUGCGGAUGACAAUGGGGACGAGGAUCUGUUCGAUAUCGAGGACGACAUCAUCUACACUCAGGACUUCACGGUGCCCGGUGGCGAGGAGGCGUCUGAGGCAGGGCUUAGAGAGGAGAGAGGACAGGUCCCAGAAGAGGAGGCUAGUCAGAACGGGCAGAGCCGGGGCCCGCCCAAAGUCGUGUGCGUGAACGGCACGGAGUCGGCGCAGCUGAGCGCCAAGUCGAAGGUGGAGCGCCGGGCCAGCGCCGCCUCCAACCCCACCCGCAAGGCCUGCUCGGCCAGCAGCAAGAUCCGCCGGCUGUCGGCCUGCAAGCAGCAGUGAGGGUCGCCGCCCGCAGCCCGUCUCAUCCAGGUGCCACGGCCCAGGUCCUCAGUCUUCCCGCCGACUGCUGGCCCACGUCUGCUGCCCAGAAAGGCCACCACCACACCCUCCUUGCCGACUGCCCCUCAGGAAUCCAGGGGUCCUGGAGGGCCAUGGCUGGGGGACAGCAGGGACUGGGGACGGGCCUUCCCCUCAUGGCCAGUGAACAUGGCCUCUCAUUGACUUUGCAGCCCUGUGCUGAGCCCCCUCCCCGGGCCUCGGGAGGAGGGAGAGCGCCGGCACGCGCGGGCCCCGCGGGAAGCCCCUGCCAUGCACUUUACGUUCAGACUACUGGUCCUCGCCCCACCCCUGACUUCUUUUUACUCUGCUCCACGUUAGCGCCUCCCACACCUAGUGAUGUGUUCAGACAAACCACAGCCACAGCUGGAGCCAGUAGAAGAACAGGGCCGUCAACCAAGAUGCAUGCCCAGAGCCCAAGGGAGCCAGGCGGCUGCCUCGUCUUUGUUGUUUGGUUGGUUCCUUUUCCUUUUUCUAAGAAAAAAUAAAGCAGGUGGAUUUGA